Molecule: messenger RNA, 1039 nt
Organism: Oryza sativa Japonica Group (Japanese rice)
Lineage: Eukaryota; Viridiplantae; Streptophyta; Magnoliopsida; Poales; Poaceae
Product: calmodulin-binding protein 25
Biological process (GO): response to osmotic stress
Cellular component (GO): nucleus
Molecular function (GO): calmodulin binding
Source: RefSeq, a predicted model, not a curated record
CAACCACACCCACCCACCCGCCCAAUCCAUCCACCAAGCAACCACACCAUCACCAUGGCGAACCGCUGCGUCAGCCUCGACGCCACCUGGGCCCACCUCCCCGCGCCGCCUCCGCCGCCGCCGCACCACACCUGGCUCUCCCCCGCCGCCGACGACGCGAUCACCGCCGCGCUCUGGGCCUCCAUGGCGCCGUCCUCCGCGUCCUCGUACUGUGGCUCCGCCGCCUCGCCGACGCCGUCGACCUCCACCACCACCACCUCCUCCUCCGCCGCGUCGGCAGAGAUCCUCGCGGGCGGCGGAGCGCGGGCGGCGACGCGGCCGAGCGGGCGCGUGUCGAAGCGGAAGCCGCGCCCGUCGCGGCGCGCGCACACCACCUACAUCACCGCCGACCCUGCCGACUUCCGCCGCAUGGUGCAGGAGAUCACCGGCUUCCCCGUCCCCGGCGCCCACACCGCCUACCCCUCCGCCUCCGCGUCGUCGGCCCCGGCGGCCCCGCACGCCGCCGCAGCGCUCGCGUGCGUGCUCCCGACUCUGGACACGUCCGCGUUCCUGCUCGACCGCGCUUCACCUCCGCCGCCGCCGCCGCAGCCACAGCCGGGGCGGAAGAACGACAAGACGCCCACCACCACAAUGGCCUCCACGCCGCCGCAGCCGCCGGCGGCGGCGGACGAGGCGGCGGCGUCGUCGCUGCUGCUGCAAGAGCUGGAGGAGUUGAUCGGCGCGUCGGCCUUCCCGACAUUGGAGAGCUGGGGGAUGAUCUGAUUCUGACCUCGAUUUCUCCUCUCUUUUUUUUUCUCCCAUAAAAUUUCAGGGUUUUUUUUGGUCCGUCCGAUGCGAGGAUCGGACGGCUGCGGGUUGUCCUCCCCUUAGCCAAGCUGAUGAUGAUGUCGUAGCCAAGUAGCGUAGCACUAGAAACCAAAUCAGCCUCUCUCUCUCGCUCUCUUUUUCUCAUGGUGUAAUUAUUACUCCUUUCUGUUUGUUGCUCAUCAUUGCCUUCAUUUAGUUAACGAGUUUAAUGAUAUGCUUAAUUAGUUCUAAA